AUGGAGUUGUCAAGGUUUCUCUGCCCGCAGGAACCGAAUGUUGCAAACUUCUUACAGGUAUUGUGGACGCAAAUGCAGCCGUUUGUCUUUGUACCGCGGUUAAAGCUAAUAUCGGAGGCCUUCUUCCUCUUUGAACAUUCCCCUAGCUGUCCGCCUUACACUCAAUGCUUGUGGAGUUCCAUCGGGUAA
Molecule: messenger RNA, 189 nt
Organism: Eruca vesicaria subsp. sativa (arugula)
Lineage: Eukaryota; Viridiplantae; Streptophyta; Magnoliopsida; Brassicales; Brassicaceae
Source: the annotation of a GenBank genome assembly